Molecule: messenger RNA, 1806 nt
Organism: Platichthys flesus (European flounder)
Lineage: Eukaryota; Metazoa; Chordata; Actinopteri; Pleuronectiformes; Pleuronectidae
Gene: srsf4
Product: serine and arginine rich splicing factor 4
Exons: 7
Coding region: 73-1359 (428 amino acids)
Biological process (GO): mRNA splice site recognition; alternative mRNA splicing, via spliceosome
Cellular component (GO): nucleus; cytoplasm; ribonucleoprotein complex
Molecular function (GO): mRNA binding
Source: RefSeq, a predicted model, not a curated record
GGAGCGCGUGCAUGUGCCUCCGCCGCCUCGCGCUUGCUCGCUUCACGCCGCGCUAGCACACGAGCUAACAAGAUGUCCAGGGUGUACAUCGGCCGACUGAGCUACCGCGCCCGGGAGAAGGACGUGGAGCGGUUCUUCAAGGGCUACGGGAAGAUCCUGGAGGUGGACCUGAAGAACGGCUAUGGGUUUGUUGAAUUCGAUGACCCCCGCGACGCAGACGAUGCCGUGUACGACCUGAACGGCAAAGAGCUGUGUGGAGAGCGGGUCAUCGUGGAGCACACCAAGGGGCCCCGGCGUGAUGGAGGCUACGGUGGUGGUGGUGGUGGAGGAGGAGGAGGAGGAGGCGGCGGAAGGAACCACGACAAACCGUUACAAUCCCCCUCACAGUCUUCAGGGCAUCCCAGAGGUCAUCAAACUACAAGUGGAUAUGGACGCUUUGGAAGAGACAGAUAUGGUCCGCCUAUAAGGACAGACUAUCGGCUCAUUGUUGAGAAUCUUUCCAGCCGCUGCAGCUGGCAGGAUUUAAAGGACUACAUGAGGCAGGCAGGGGAGGUGACUUACGCCGACACCCACAAGGGCCGGAAAAACGAGGGGGUGAUAGAGUUCAGGCUCUACUCUGACAUGAAGAGGGCCCUGGAGAAGCUGGACGGCACCGAGGUGAACGGCAGAAAGAUCCGGCUCAUCGAGGACCGACCCGGAGCCCGGCGCCGCCGCUCUUACUCCCGCAGCCGCAGCCACUCCAGGUCUCGCUCCAGGAGCCGCAGGUCUCGCAAGAGCCGCAGCCGCAGUGAGAGCAGCAGUCGCAGCCGCUCUCGCUCCAGGGCGGCGUCCCAUUCCCGCAGCCGAUCUCGUAGCAAGAAGAAUAAGACUAAGGUGAAGAAGGAGGAGGAGGAGCGCAGCAACGGUGCUCAGAAGAACAAGGAUCGCAGCAGGAGCCGCUCCCCCAGGAGCCGCUCCCCCAAGAGCCCUAAGAGCCGCUCCCCCAAGAGCCGCAGCCCCAAGAGCAAAAAGGCCAAGAAGGAAGGGAAGAAGAUAAAGAAGGAGGAUUCCCGGUCCAGGUCCCGCUCUCGCUCCAGGUCUCGUUCUCGAUCAGGAAUCAAAGAUCGCUCCAGGAAGUCGGGCUCAAAGGGCCGCGAGCCGCCGAAGAGUGACGAGGAGGGAGGCGAGCCCGAGAGGGGCUCUCGCUCCCGGUCCCGCAGCCCGGUCGACCUCAAAUCCAGAGCCAGGUCCAAAUCCCGGUCUAAAUCCAAGUCCCGCUCCCCCCCACCUGCCAAAGCCCGCACACACUCCCGGUCCGCCUCACGAUCAGAGUCCCGCUCCAAAUCCCGCUCCCCGUCUCGUUCCCGUUCCCGCUCCUAGUUUCAGGUCGUGGACUGUUUGUCAUGAGCCCUCAUCCCAGUGUCUCCCCCCCACCACCACCCCACACCCCCGUCCCUCUUCUACGUCCCCCAGACGCUGCCCCUGCCUCCUGUUUUUUGAUAAAUAGCUGUAGGAAACCAGGCACUCCCGCUUGAUGUCUUUUAUGCUCAUGCUUCUCCAUUUCAUUUGACCUUUACGCAGCAUUUGUUUUCAUUAGACGUCUCGUGUGGAGGUGUUUGUAAAAUAACAGGGUGCAAUCUCAGUUUUAUAAGUUUAAAUGAUAUGGUGUGUGUGCGUGUGUCUUUAGCCUUUUUUUAAUCACAUGUAGGAGCAUACCGUUUUUUUGUCAAUAUGCCUGGUGGGAUCGUGUUGUGACAUCUCCUCACCUUUUGUGAAACCCUUGUAUCAUUUUAUUUCAGAUUAAAAAAAAAAAAUACCAGCUCUGGA